Molecule: messenger RNA, 3734 nt
Organism: Acanthopagrus latus (yellowfin seabream)
Lineage: Eukaryota; Metazoa; Chordata; Actinopteri; Spariformes; Sparidae
Gene: ikbke
Product: inhibitor of nuclear factor kappa B kinase subunit epsilon
Exons: 21
Coding region: 742-2907 (721 amino acids)
Biological process (GO): peptidyl-serine phosphorylation
Cellular component (GO): cytoplasm
Molecular function (GO): ATP binding; protein serine/threonine kinase activity
Source: RefSeq, a predicted model, not a curated record
CAGGCAUGAUGACCCUAUUAUUAAGUGGGCCAUCUGAAAACAUAAACUAUGAGUAUCUCUCUUCAGAUGGAACAUUCCAUGCUGAUGUUGGACAUGGUGAGUGUGGACAUUCAGCUGUCUGGUCUGGGGACACCCCGGGGUCCCUGCACGCUGCUGUGGCUCCCAAGUCGUAAAAACCGGUGUCAAAUGGACGCUUGGAGACUUGCUGUAAAUCCCCCAGGAUGCCACAGUGCGCUUGUCAUUUACUGCUCUCACAACUGUAACACAGACAGUCGGAAGUUCACAGGCAGAGUCGAACUGUAAAGUUUGCGCAUAGCUUUGUUUCCGCCACCAUCCACAGAGCAGAGUCCGCCCCGAGUGACACCCGCACUUCCUAAAACAGAGCAGUUACGAGCAGCUUCCUCCCGUGUCAGCUAGCUCCUGAACCCUCAGGGUCCACGUUAGAAAGAGACGGAGCGACGCUGUUGUUGUCCUCCCCUGUGUGCCGCACCUGGUACCUGUUCAGAGAGCGGCCGCUGUGAGUCAGGUAUGCAUCUCUUUGUGUUUCUCACCGCGGAAGAAGUUUCACGCGUAGGCGUCUUUUUGUUGUUUUCAGCCAAGUCUGGUUUUCCCGUAAAGCCUCGGGUCAGUGUGAGCUGGAACUGACGAGGUUCAAGUGUGUUUUGACGUUCUACCUGGAUUAACCGUCGUGCCGCGAGAGUUUGCGUAAUCGGUGAAGGCUAACUGCAGCAGCAGACCAGCAUGUCAGGCAUUACAGCCAGCACAACAAACUAUCUGUGGUCUUUACAAGAUGUCCUCGGUCAAGGAGCUACUGCCAGUGUCUACAAGGCACGCAAUAAGAAAUCUGGUGAGCUGGUAGCUGUCAAGGUAUUUAACAUGGUGAGCUACAACCGCCCCCACGAUGUCCAGAUGAGAGAGUUCGAGAUGCUGAGGAAGCUCAACCACAGCAAUAUUGUAAAGCUGUACGCUGUGGAGGAGCUGCCGUCUAAACAGAAGGUGCUGGUGAUGGAGUAUUGUUCAGGAGGAAGUCUGCUCAGCCUGCUUGAGGAGCCAGAAAAUGCUUUUGGCUUGCCUGAAACAGAGUUCCUCACAGUUUUGCUGUGUGUAGUGCAGGGAAUGAACCAUCUACGGGAAAAUGGAGUGGUACAUCGGGACAUUAAGCCAGGUAACAUCAUGCGGCAGGUUGGGGAGGAUGGCAAGUCUGUUUAUAAGUUGACUGACUUUGGAGCUGCAAGAGAGCUGCAAGACGAUGAGAAGUUUGUGUCUAUAUAUGGAACUGAAGAGUAUCUGCACCCAGACAUGUACGAACGUGCUGUGCUGCGUAAGCCUCAUCAGAAAUCCUAUGGAGUGAGUGUAGACCUGUGGAGUAUUGGUGUGACAUUUUACCACGCUGCCACUGGGAGUCUACCCUUCAUACCGUAUGGAGGCCCCCGCCGGAACAAGCCCACCAUGUUUAAAAUAACUACAGAGAAGCCUAUGGGGGCAAUAGCUGGAAUACAGCGGGUGUUGGACGGACCUAUAGAGUGGAGUUACCAACUACCUCACAGCUGCCAACUCUCACAGGGUCUGACAGUGCAGCUUGUUCCAGUACUUGCAGGUAUACUGGAGGCCGAUCAGGAGAGGUGUUGGGGUUUUGACCAGUUCUUCACAGCCACCACAGACAUACUGCAGCGGCAGCCAGUUCACCUUUUCUCUCUGCAACAGGCCAUGGCACAUUGCAUCUACAUACACCACUACAACACGGUGUCAGCGUUCUUCGAGGAGGUGGCUUCUCAGACUGGUAUAGGAGUACAGCUGCAACAUCUGCUCUACCUGGCUCAUGACCUCCCUCUGGAAGGCAGCAUGAAGGUGGUAAACCUCCCGAGUACUUCUCCUGCACGACCCCUCAUUUUGCUCAGCUUCGGGCUUGAAGCAAAUACCACCCUGCCCUUCAGAGAACCAGAGACUCCAGUCAUCCCAUCCAGGUUUGAAGUCAUAGCAGACUACAAUUUCUCCAAGGUAAUAGUGGGAGUGGUCCACCAGUAUCUGAGGAUAGUACGGUUGCUGCACACACACAGAGAGCUGCUACUGCAGGGAUACUACAGCUACAUGAUGAGGUUGCGAAAGGAGUGUGGAGAAGCAAUGCACAGCAUUGCAAUGAUCACCAUUAGACUGCAGUCUUGCCUCAACGUAGAACACAGGAUUCAUACACUAGGCCAUUUUGCUUCAGAAAACCAAGGUUCAGCUGAUAGCACUCAGAAGCUGCAGCUGGUCCAUGAGCACCUGCCUAUAUACGCUGCUGGCAUCCAAGAGUUUCAGAACCGACUGGACCAUCUGCAGAUAGAACAGGCCAAGCUAGCAGAGACGCUGGCCAAUGACAAGAGCUGUCAGAAGAUGGAGAUGCUGCUGCGAAAGAUAACAGCAAUUCAUCAGCAUUAUCGUAAAGACAGACUUACUGGCAAGUUGGCAUAUAAUGAUGAGCAAAUCCACAAGUUUGAGAAAAUCCACCUGUCAGGCCACAUUAAGCGAGUGAAAUCUCUCUUCAGAGAGGACUGCGUGCAGAGAUACAAGGAGAUUUUGGCCUCAACAAGGACGUGGAGCAGUGUUUUACUGGAGAUGCAAACCAGACUGCAGGACUUCAGCUCCUUCUCCACAGGCUUGUUGGCAGACCUGGAGAUGAGUGAGCAGUGCCAAAAUAAGACUCUGGACAAAAUCCUUUUCAGUGUGCGGUCCACCAAAUCAGGACAACAGCCUGGAAUCACGCCCACAGACAAGGACCAGAUGGUCUCCAGGAUGCACCGUCUGAAGGAGGAAAUGGAGAUUUUGGUGAGGGAGCUACAGUGUAACAACGGAAUCAUUGAGAGUCUGGGAGCAGUGAACCCUGCAGCACCUCUGGAGCCGAGCUUGGCCAGACCUUCUACACUGUGACAAAAGUGCAGUAUCAUCUUCACUCACAAACACAUACACACACACACACACACUCCCCCUGUCAAGCACGUCAAUUAAACUGCCACUCAUGAACAGUUAUGGACAGUGGAUCUACUCCAACCCGGGCUAUCGGAAGAGGAGGCAUCCGAGAAACAAUCGAUAAAAUGUGAAUCUCAAUUUAGAGAUAAGAUGCACUGUGUGGAGAAGGAGGAAACACUACUGAUGGAUCAUAACUCUGUGUUUGUGUGUGUGUGUGUGUGUGUGUGUGUGUGUGCGUGUGGUUGGCAACUGAGUUCAGCAGUUCAAUAUAAACCUCAUUAAUGCCUUUAGUGUUAUUGUAUUUCUAACAGGCUGCCACAGUGAUGGACUUUUAGGAUAAGGCCAAAUGAAUGCUAAGUCAGCUGUUAGAGUGUUUUUCCAAGGCUGUAUUUCCUCUUUCUCCCACAGAGGAACCACUGCAACAUCUGGAGACCCUUAAGUGAUGAAUUUAACCAAACUGACUGUAUAUUUCUCUGUCUCUCUGCGUAUUUAUGUGUGUCAGACAUCUGUGUGUGUGCUAAAUGAGUUGUCUGACAUUUCCCUUCAUGGUUGAUAAUUCGACUUCUAUCACGUGACUUAAUUUCUAGACUGACUUCAAGUGUAUCAUUGUCAGUUCAGUGAAAGAAUAGUGAGUGAUUACAUCAUUGACUGUCCGUGGCUAUGGUAUUGAUGUUUCAUGUGUCUGUCUUCCUGUUGAUGUUUAACUUGGAUGAUAAGUUAUUUCUCUGUAUUUGAUCACAGGUUUUCACUGUAAAAGAGAAGUUAUAAAAUCAGGGAAACUGCACUCA